Necator americanus (New World hookworm) is the source of this 531-nucleotide messenger RNA. RefSeq lists its product as uncharacterized. The record is from RefSeq and is a predicted model, not a curated record. Bases 1 to 531 code for a protein of 176 amino acids. The transcript has 6 exons. NCBI's taxonomy places the organism in Eukaryota, Metazoa, Nematoda, Chromadorea, Rhabditida, Ancylostomatidae.
AUGCGAAAGCUAGCAAGGGACGACAUGGAAAUGAAGACUGAUGGAUGGCAGCUACACCAUCUACGCUUUGCUGAUGACAUCGUUCUCACAACAUCUAGCAUCAGCCAAGCUGAACGCCUGCUGACUGAUUUCGACGAAACAUGUGGAUGCAUCGAUGCUCCAUUCACGCUCGACGGAACGAACAUAUCCGAGCGCACUAGCUACGAUUAUUUGAGGCGGGGCAUCGAGGAUGUAGUGGAGAAGACCAGGAACAUCCUGCUCCGCCCAUCUCUUAAUCACCACCGUUCUCCCGCUUUGACCUUCGAAAACGGAGCACCUCGCAAGAAGAAGAAGAUGCAGCGAACACCAGAUUCUAUUCUACGUAAGCAGCCGAAGACUGGAGACGUCACAGCACCUGUCAAAGAAAUCAAUAUAAGAGCUGCGGAAGGUCUCAGAUAUUUCAAAACUAGACUUUUCACGGGAACGGACAGGACUGUCGGAUGGGAAACGUUUAUUUCAUAUGUAAGUGAGAAAAGCUUUGUACUUUUAUAG